Molecule: messenger RNA, 1268 nt
Organism: Schizosaccharomyces octosporus yFS286
Lineage: Eukaryota; Fungi; Ascomycota; Schizosaccharomycetes; Schizosaccharomycetales; Schizosaccharomycetaceae
Product: D-tagatose 3-epimerase
Exons: 1
Coding region: 175-1068 (297 amino acids)
Source: RefSeq, a predicted model, not a curated record
CUAGAAUAUGACAACCACCCAUGCUGUAAAACCUACCCUUACGUAAUAAUACCAAGUAAACGCAAUAAAAUAGUAUUUUAUGGAAACGCCAAUAUCAUACGAGAUUUAGAGUUGUAAUAUAAAUGAGAUGAAGUGCACUACUAGUCUGAAAGGCUCAAUAUUCACUGAAUCAAUAUGCAUUUAUCGACACACACUUGGAUGAGGCCGGAGCCUCUAGAAACUACAUUGAAACGUGCUAGCGAGUUAGGCUACGAAAGUAUCGAGUUAGCUGGUAUACCUGAACAAUAUCCAAUUGAAGAGACAAAAAAGCUACUUGAGAAGUAUAGAUUAAAAUGCUGGGGAACAGUGACUCUGCAAAUGGGUGAUCAUGAUCUCGCCGCCUCUAAACCGGAGCAGAGAAAGAUGACAGUACAAUACAUAAAAGAUGUUAUAGAUAUGGCUGCGGGCUUAGGUGGAAAGAUUACAAGUCUCGUGCCAGUGACGGUCGGUAAGCUUGCACCAACGUCAACACCCGAGAAUGAAUGGAAUUGGGUAGUAGAAGGACUGAAAGAAGUUCACAAGCAUGCAUUGUCUCGUGGAAUAAAAGUUGGUUUGGAACCAUUGAACCGUUUUGAAACAUACUUUUUGAACCGAAUUGAUCAAGCACUUGCUCUAGCCGAUGCAGUUGGUCCAGAAAUGGGGAUCGCAUUAGAUCCGUUUCAUUUAAAUAUUGAAGAAGCCAAUAUGUUCUCAGCUAUAAAGUCUGCUGGCAAAAGAAUUUAUGACGUUCAUGUUUCAGAUAACAACAGACUUCCUAUCGGAGACGGUAGCAUGGAUUGGAAGAGAAUAUAUGAGUUAUUGAAAGAAAUAGGAUAUGAUGGAGGAUUAGCUGUUGAAUUCAUGCCCAAUAUUGACAGAACUCCAGUUAAUCACACUCAGCAACUUGAAACAAAGGAAGUUGAUAUUCCCCCAGCAUUACGGAAAUUCAUUGAAGAUCAUGCUUCUAGUAUUCUAAAUGAUGAAUACUUCACCAGUCUAAUGAAAACAUCAGCCGAUAACCUUCGCUCCCUUCUUGGGAAGUCAUCCUAAUGUUAAUGUUGUUAUACUUUUUUAGCUACCGAUAUGAAUAAUUAACUAUACUGCGCUAGCAGCAAGUUACUCAUGAACUGUUUUAACAAUUCACAUCAGUAAGAAACAAGAACUGGUUCACAAAUAAAAUAGCUUGCUUUCUAGUAUUAUUUAUUCAUGAGUAUCGUACUUUUACCCACCAACAUUCUAUUGAGACGGUA